Messenger RNA from Momordica charantia (bitter melon), 1786 nucleotides. Its product is annotated as protein ELC-like. Gene Ontology annotation, molecular function: ubiquitin binding. Gene Ontology annotation, cellular component: ESCRT I complex. The record is from RefSeq and is a predicted model, not a curated record. NCBI's taxonomy places the organism in Eukaryota, Viridiplantae, Streptophyta, Magnoliopsida, Cucurbitales, Cucurbitaceae. Gene Ontology annotation, biological process: endosome to lysosome transport; protein modification process; protein transport.
UUCGACGCUAAGGCACGCGCCAUCUCGAUCUUCCGGAGCUCUCUGCCUACGCAUUUCAUUUUCCAUUGUGAGCGAAAGAAAAUUCCCAAAUUCCCAAUUCCCAAUUCCCAAAUUCGGAUCCUUCAAUCCAAUCGAAGAAGGAUCAUCGGUUUCCUGAUUUCGAAUCGCCAAUCUAUAUGCUAUGGUGCCGUCGCCGGAUCCGUCGCCGCCGAAUCCACAGAUAAUCCAGCAGUUCCUGAGCUCCGUCCUGUCCCAGCGCGGCCCCUCCGCCCUCCCCUACUCCGAAGAAACCAAGUGGCUGAUCCGCCAGCACUUGGUCGCCCUCACGGCCGCCUACCCCUCCUUGGUUCCUCGUACUGCAACUUUCACCCACAACGAUGGCCGCUCCGUCAACCUUCUGCAAUCCGACGGCACCGUCCCCAUGUCCUUCCAAGGCGUCACCUAUAACAUUCCCGUCGUCGUUUGGCUCAUGGAGUCUUACCCUCGCCACCCUCCUUGUGUUUACGUGAACCCAACUCGGGAUAUGAUCAUCAAGCGCCCCCAUCCUCAUGUCAAUCCCUCCGGUAUGGUCUCGAUCCCUUAUUUGCAAAAUUGGAUUUAUCCCAGCUCUAAUUUGGUUGAAUUGGUUCGUAAUUUGAGCGUUAUGUUUGGUCGCGACCCUCCACUUUAUUCCCAACGGAGGCCCAAUCCUGGCCCUAGCCCUAGCCCUGGUCCUUCUCCGGGUCCUAGCUCUAGUUUUGGGCGUAAUAGUGCUAAUUCUUCGAUUGCUUCUAAUAUGGGGGCUGCCGCUUUCCCACGCCCAGCAAUUCCGCCGAGGGUUUACCCACCGUCGCCAUACGGUGGUAGUGCAAAUGAUGUUGCUUCUGUUGCGCGUCUACAGCCACAUACGGAAGAUCCCAAUGAAGUUUUCAAGCGAAAUGCGAUUAAUAAGCUUGUAGAGAUCGUGCAUAGUGAUAUUGUCGGGUUGAGAAAGACUAGGGAGGCCGAGGUGGAAGGACUUUUCAGUGCACAGGGAGUGUUGAGACAGAGGGAGGAGGAGCUAAAUAAAGGUUUGAAAGAGAUGCAAGAUGAGAAGGAGAGUUUAGAGCAGCAACUGCAGAUGGUUCUGAUGAAUAGCGAUGUUUUGGAAGCUUGGGUGAGGGAGAACGAGGGAAGGAAUCGCAGUGAUUUUGAAGCGGAUGACGCAUUUGAAUGUGUUGAUGUGCUUUCAAAGCAAAUGCUCGAGUGUACUGCUUCGGAUUUGGCAAUAGAAGAUGCUAUAUAUUCAUUGGAUAAGGCAGUGCAGGAUGGAGCUGUACAAUUUGAUCAGUACUUGAGGAACGUGAGGUUGUUGUCAAGGGAGCAGUUUUUCCACCGUGCUACCGCUGCCAAAGUCAGGGCUUCUCAGUUACAAGCUCAAGUUGCUAACAUGGCUUCUCGGAUUUCUCAAUAUACUAAUGGCUGAAAUAUGUGUGGCCAUUUUUCUCUUUAGUUCUGUUGCCUUGAUAUGGUGAGCAGUGAUGCACUGCUUGAUUUCUGCUAUUUGGACAGCCUUCGGGGGUAUUACUAGAAGGUUAGAAUUUUGUGAAUUUUUGUUCCUUUUUUAAAUCUCCAUUCUAAAUGUGAUCCCUUUCUGAUGAAGAUUUUUCUAGCAUUGUAAUGUUAGGGGGGCAUGGGAAAUACGUUAUUUGAAAAGAAAAACAUGUACCAAAGAAUAAUAUUUGUGUCGAAGUCACCUGUCUACCUACAAUUUGAUGUGAAUGAUAGUCUUUUAUUCUCAUAAUUCGGAUAAGAAAUUUGAUCAUUA